AUGGCUAAACCAAAUGGGUUUAUUUAUUCAUCUGUCAAGUCACCACAGCAUCCUAAGUUAUAUGCUACACAAAGCAAUGGACAUCUCUCCAUGUUGAAAAAGAGGUUAUCUAACAAUGGAUUCUGGCAUUUUGGUGGAAAACUAAAUACUUUGAUUGGAUCUCGUGGAGCUACUUUGAUAUGUUGCUCAACAGAAACACGGAAUACGGAAACAGAAGAGUAUGUGAGACACUAUGAUGAUGGUUCAAACAUAUCCAGUUCUCAAGCUGGAGAUGAGGAUCUCAUUGAGACAGGAAAUAAUAUUGCAUCAAGGCAUGGAUUAGCUGAAGCGUGUAAAUUUGUUUGUGAGGAUGCAAAAUUUGUGAACGAAAGGGCUAAGAAUGACAUUGUAUUACUCUCCAGGAGCAUAAUGAGGUUGGAUGCUCGUGCACGUCAAGAUGUUGCUUUUCUCGGUUCAGAGUUCCUUAAGCUAGAUGCACGAGCUAGAGAAGGCACCGAGAAAAUUGACCAUGAUGUGAAGAGAAGAGCUGAAAGGCUUCAUCAUGUUGCCACUAUUCUGAAAAACAAAGCUCAAUCUAGAUUGAAAUAUGCUGCUGAUAAUCACUGGAGCGAUGGUGCCUUAGAGGCUGAUUUGAGACGGGCAGAUUUUGCCGCCAAGCAACGUGCAAUGGAAGAUGCCUUCAUGGCUUUGGAGUUUGUCAAAAACAUACAUGAUAGGAUGGUGAGAAAGAUGUGCAGAUUGAAGAACAGUUCUGUAAAUUCUAGUGAGACAACAGGACGUAUAACACUGGAAAAGAAUGGGAAAACCCUUGACUUCAUAGAGGUGUCUGCUGAUCGUAUUAAUGCCAUGCAGGAAGCUUAUUGGGGCAUGGCUUCUGCACUUUCAGAAGCUGAUGGAAUUGAUUAUACAGAUCCUGAAGAGCUGGAGUUGUUGGUUGCGACUCUUAUUGAUCUUGAUGCAAUGGAUGGUAAAAGCAGUGUAUCUCUAUUGGCGGAGUGUUCAAGUUCUCCUAAUGUCAAUACCAGGAGAGCAUUAGCUAACGCGUUAUCAGUUGCGCCAUCCAUGUGGACUCUAGGAAAUGCUGGGAUGGGAGCUUUGCAGAGACUGGCAGAAGAUAGCAACCCCGCAAUUGCUGCUGCUGCAUCAAAAACUCUCCGUGAAUUGAAGAAACAAUGGGAAAUUGAAGAAGGAGAUAGCUGGAGAUUCAUGAUGAACCGAAGUCUGCUGGAAGAAGAAAAUGAUGAUACAGAAACCAGCUAA
Messenger RNA from Fraxinus pennsylvanica, 1260 nucleotides. The record is from the annotation of a GenBank genome assembly. Lineage: Eukaryota; Viridiplantae; Streptophyta; Magnoliopsida; Lamiales; Oleaceae.